AUGGUGCUGCUGCGGUGCGCCCCCUUCAUGGUCCUGCGGGCUGUCGCCUUCGUGUCGCCUGCCGUUUUGCCUCCACAAUCCUUGUUGCACACCAACAGCAGCUGCCCACAAGGUUUCAAGGCGUGCGGGCACUGCCAAUGCGUGCCGGAGGCAGAUUGCGAUGCUUGUCGAGGCCCCAUGGUGCACGAUGUGCACGCCAGGAACAGCACGAAGGUCAGCAGCAAGAUGGAGGGCUGCCCGCCAGAAAAUGUCGACUGCGGCAACUACACCUGUGUACCCCCUACCAUGUGCGCGGAGAAAGGUCUUCUUGAGGCAGAAAGCACUGCGAGAAGAUCCAAGGUCCCCGGCUGUCCGGAAGACUUCACGGACUGCGGCAUCUGUGCGUGCGUUCCGGGCAACGUCUGCAGCCGCUGUCCCAGAAUCAUCGCCUUUUCCUUCACCGCUGGCACAUCAUCGGCCAUGCCCAACGAGACGUACAACGAGUCCGGCCUGCAGGACACUUGGGAUCCAGCCCUCUCUGCUGAGCCUGCUGAGGAUCGUAUCUGGAGCCAGGAUGGCACGGCAAGGCCAGUGAGCUGGUCGCGGUACACCUCCACCUUCCCAUUCUUGGUGGCACUCAAAGCAAUCAACAGAUGGGGUGGCCGCUAUCACCUCUGUGGGGGGACAUUGAUUCGAGAAACGCAUGUGCUCACAGCUGCACAUUGCUUCCGCAAAAACGGCGGCUGGGACAAGAAUCCCGAGGACAUCGAGGUCUGGUGGGGACAUGGGAACAACGAUUGGAUUAGUUCGAAGGUCGACCUCAUUGUCACGCCAGCACUCUUCAAUGAACAGCAAUCCUGGGAUCAUGAUGUCGCAGUUCUUCGCUUGAGCCGACGCUUUGCGGGUGCUCCGCGCGUGCGCCUGUCACAUCGGUCCUCCUAUGCACUGGGCUCUGGAGCGUUGAUCGCUGGAUGGGGCAUGGUAGAUGAAGCCAUGACUAACAUGCCGAUCGACAAGUUAAAGGAAGCCCAGAAGAACAUUGCCGCUACGUCUCAUUGUCACAGGUUUGACUCGAAAUUCCAAGGGCAGAACAUCAUCUGCACUACGUCCUGGAAGUCAGGUAUCGGAAAAGGCGACAGCGGUGGGCCAAUGCUGCAAAACGGCUAUCAAAUCGGCAUCUGCUCCCAUCAUUUCCGUCGCAGCGGCUUCUCUUACUUUGAUGCCUUCACCCGCGUGUCAAGUUACACUGAUUGGAUCGAUGGUGUACUGCCAGUGGUUCAACUCCUCGUACUCAUGCACGUUGCCCCUUUGCCCGGCAUGGGGCCGAUCGGGAUGUGUGUUAACAGCGAUAGUUCUGGUAAGUUCUGGUGGUUGGGGUUCCUUAAGGUCGAGGCCGCAGACUGGGAUGGGGAUGGUGAUCUUGAUCUUGUCGUCGCGCGUCAGACUGGUCAAGAUAUCGGCAGCUUCCAUCUUUUGGAGCAGGUGGGGGGCACCUUUGAGAUCCAAAAUGGAAGCCGGGACCCUUUUCAGCAGAUCACGCCGCAAACCAACUUCUGGUGGAAGAAGGCCUUUGCUGCUGCAGACUGGGAUCUUGAUGGUGACGUCGACCUUCUUGUGCAGAAGGAUGGUUUCGUGCACUUCCUGGAGAGGCUUGCGGAUGGAAGCUUGGGUCACCCUCAAGCCUUCCUGGAGACCUUCGAUGCCGAAAGCUUGGGCUCCAUGGGUCAAAGGGCCCUGGCGCUCGGCGACUUUGAUCAGGAUGGCGACCUCGAUCUUCUGCUCGAAGGGCCCGACUACGGUAUCAGGUACUUUGAGCACUUGGCUGACGGGAACGUUUCCGAGCGCACGGGCAUGAAGCACUUGUUCCAAGGUGUUCUGCAGCCAGUGGAUUGGAAUGGAGACGGCCUGCUUGACCUCAUCGUCAAGAAUGUAGGCUGGGACCACGGCCCGACUGAAAAUCUCUUGUUCUUUGAGCACACCUUGGAUGGAAGCUUCAUGCAUCGUCAGGGAAAUUUCCCCCACUUCAGCAACCAAUCAUUUACAAGCGCCGACUGGAACGGGGACGGCCUGCAGGAUAUGUUGGUCAGCAACGAGGAUGGCUCAAUCCAGCUUGUCUCCAGCAUGCUCGACUCGAGAUUCUUUGAGAGGACGAAGUCGGAGUCGGUCUUCAGUGCCGUGCGCAUCGAGUGGUCGAAAAUCGAUCCAUCUUUAGUGGACUGGAAUGGAGAUGGUCUCCUCGACUUGGUCUUGACGUCCCCACACAAAGAAUAUGGCACCAGGGUUCUGGAGGGAUCCGCAAGUGGACUUCAUGAAGUGGAGCCACCUCCCCUGGAGCACACCUUCGAAGGCUUGGCCCAUACGAAGCUCCUAGAUGUGAACGGCGAUGGGCGCACCGACGCAGUUGGCUGUGUCGGGGGAGCAGGCGGUUGUGACGUGGGUGUCCGCCCUUUCUCAUUGGUGUACUUUGAGCGAUUGCAGAACGGAUCGCUGCAACAGAAAGCCGGGAAAGCUAAUCCCUUCUGGAAGCUCAACGAGGGUUUUCGUGAAAGUGGUCUUGGAGGGGACGAUUUUGAGCUGGCAGAUUUGGAUUACGAUGGUGACCUGGACCUGGUAGUCUGCACAGAUACCUCCCUUCUCUUCUUCGAGCAGACGUCCAGCGAGUGGCUUGCAAGAGAAGCUCUUCCAGUCAGUCUCAGCGGCUACAAGUGUGCCUUGCGUGCUUUCGACUACAAUGGCGACAUGCGGAUGGAUCUCCUCCUCGGAACUGAUGACCGGCUGUUAGUGUUGGAAGGACUAGGAAGCUUCCGACUGAGGGAACUGCCACAGAGUGAGAAUCCGUUCCGAGACAUCGAACUCAAUUGCUAUUUGUCAAUUGGUUUGGCAGUUGGGGACUGGAAUGGAGAUGGCAUUGCAGACGUUCUUGUUUCGGAGGCCAACCCGGACUGGAAGGGCCUCCGUUUCUUCGAGAAGGGCUUCUGCACCAAGCGCGAGACCUGCAGAUACCAGUUCCUGGAUUGCUCGGGCUGCGCGGCUGAUUUCUACCGGGCCGAGACCAGGAACAUCUAUUCGAGCAAUGUUUGCUCAACACGGGGCAAGUGCCAUGAUGAUGACCUGGCCCGCACCGAAAGUGCACAACACGGCAAUGGGAGCUGCUUGUGCCAGGAGCCUUUCUUUGGCGCAAACUGUGAAUUAGGAGGCUGUCCGGCAGGAUAUGAAUACGUGCAACGCAAGCAUUGGACCUGCGUGGCAUGUCAGAAGGGAUGGUACAAGCAGGCUGUUGGGAACAAUGUUCCUUGCAGUCCCUGCCAAGCAAACCGUUUCAUGCCUGUUUUGGGCGGUGCUUCUUGCCUUCGGUGCGAAGACAUGUGGCUUCGGGUGCAGGUCAACAAGGAGAAGACAGCAUGCACGCGCGCGAUGGUCAAUGUUCUGGCAAUACCGACGGCAUUCAUCUUAGCAGCUGGGUUUUUUGUGAUGCUCCCAUAUGUGAGUGGCCUCCCUUUGGCAGUGCGGGAUGUGCGGCUGGGCCAGGAAGGUGUGAUGGUGACCACGAAAGUGCGGCACUGGAUGCUGAGUGGCAAGCGAAAGAUGCACUUGAGGUUUGAGCAGACUGGCCACCCUCUCUUGGACGGACAAGAAUUUCGAGUUCAGAUUUGGAAUGAUAUUCAGUUCUUGCUUCUGGACGUCAAAGACGAUGUUGCUCUGAGCAAGGACAUCGAGACUUCGAGGGGCACAGGGCAUCUGAAACACCGCGACUCGGUGUUCGGUAGAGGCAUCAUGAUCCCCUUCUCCCUCUGGCAAGUGCUGCUGGUGGCUGGCCUUGUGGGCGUCGUGGCAUUAGCUGAGCUUGAGGAGAUGACAGGCAACUUCCGUCUGACCUUGACAGAAGCAGCCAUGCUUGUCUUGGGUGCCUUGACAGCCGUUCUUGUCCACUGGCGACAGCAGGGGAAGCAGCAGACCGGAAAGCUGGACCUGGACCUGCAGGACUUCGCCAAACGAAUGCAGAAGCUCAACCCGAACCCGAAGGCUUCAGACAGAGGAGCUUCGAGAGCUCUCAGUGCCAGUCAGCUGCUCGACUUCUACCAUUCCUUUCAGGAGCACAUCCUCAACAGAAACAUGUACUACCUCUGCAGCAACAUUGUCCAGCCUCUUACAAAGCCCUGGCAACUAUCUUAUGCUGACGUGGUUGGUCCGAGCAAGAUGCAGUGGUUCGUGUCUCACUACUGGGGGACCCCCUUCGCACAUUUUGUGGAGACCAUACGCAAACAUGCUGAGGGAAGCUUGGGUGCACGGGUGACCGAGUUGCGUUCGGUGACCUACUGGAUUUGCACCUUCAGCAACAACCAGUGGAAAGUACAAGAAGAACUGGGUGAGACGUGGGAGUUCUCAUCCUUCUACCUGGCAUUGCGUAGCGCCGGGUACAAAGGCACCGUCAUGGUUCUAGAUGAGGCGGUGCGACCUUUGACAAGGUCGUGGUGCCUGUUUGAGCUACUGCAGACAGCUACCCUAAGCAGGGAGAAGAAGCUUCAAGGGCUGUUUCUUGGCACGCCCUCUGGAAUCAUGAACCUUGGUCAGUGCAACAUGGACCUUGCUUUCACCAUCAGCCAGAAGCUGUCGAGCCUGAAGCUGCAAGAUGCCAGCGCCAGCUCCCUGGAAGACAAGAAGAUGAUUGAUGACUUGGUUCGGGCUCAACCAGGUGGCUUUGAUCAGGUGAACAAGUUUCUCAUCCAGGCAGUGAGUGAGGCGCUGGAUGCAACGCAGACACGAUUCCAAGCCGACCUGGCUACCUUGCAGAAAGGGCUCUCUGCCUACAUUUGUGCGGAUAAAACGGAACCCGAUUGA
Molecule: messenger RNA, 4818 nt
Organism: Symbiodinium natans
Lineage: Eukaryota; Dinophyceae; Suessiales; Symbiodiniaceae
Source: the annotation of a GenBank genome assembly